This is a messenger RNA of Saccostrea cuccullata (small rock oyster), 551 nucleotides long. RefSeq lists its product as uncharacterized. Lineage: Eukaryota; Metazoa; Mollusca; Bivalvia; Ostreida; Ostreidae. The record is from RefSeq and is a predicted model, not a curated record. The coding region runs from base 26 to 529 and encodes 167 amino acids. The transcript has 3 exons.
UUUGAAAAAACUGGCAUCCCUCAACAUGUUCAGUCAUAAUGAAGAUGAUCUAAGGUGUAUGUGUUGUAACGAUGCUCCAGCAAAUGAAAGUUUAAUGAAUGGUACAGCUUGGGAAACAUACGUCCUCGCAUACUGCCCGUCUGGAUAUGUUCAGUUUCAAUAUUAUUACUUACAUAUCUGCUUGAAAUACGUACCAACGAAUUCUUCGUACCCGGAUGCCGUUAGCGAUUGCAAAAAAGACAGAGGGGAUCUCAUCAGAAUUGAUACGACAGCAAAGUACGACAUCUUCAAAAAUUUUGUAGGUGAACAUGCAGCCAAUGGCAAUAUUCAGGUCUGGGUACAAGGUGUAAAAGAAAAUGGACAAUGGAAAUUUCAUGAUGGCUCCUCAAUGCCAGCUGUCUGCCCUGUGGUUGAAUCUAACGUUACCGGUGAAAACCACAUGAGGAGCAUAAACGACUAUGACUUUGAAUGUGCAGAUGUUAAAGCCACUGUACUAUAUAAUUACAUCAGUGAAAAAAUCAAUUUCUAGUGAUAUCAGUAUUAUGCCGAUU